UUUUCAAUUAUAAUGUCUAUUAAAUUGACAUAAUUUAAUUUCUCCAUUAACAGUACUCAAAGCAAAAUUUUGUCCAUCAUUCAUAAAUUAAAUAUUUCUAAUUCCUGAUUUUCCUCCCAAUUUAUUUUAACUUUAAACCUUAAAAUUAAUAAAAUCAAAUAUUAUAACUUCAUUUUUAUUAGUAAUAAUAGCAACGUGGGAAUUAUCAUUCAAAUCACUUACAGAACAAAUACUUGAAUUAAUAUUUAAAUUUUAGUUUUUUUCAAAAUUACCAUUUAAGAAAUUAAAUAAAACAAUACAAUUUAAGUUUAUUAAAAUGGCUUUAUUUUAGCCGAUUGUUUUUAUGAAUAAACAUUAAACAAAAUUGCAUUAAUAUUAUUUAAUUAUUUUCAUGUUUCGAAUAUUAAUAAGACUUAUAGAACCUGAUUUUGUUUUUGAAUGUAUUAAUAAAAUUCUAGACUUUUUACAAAAUGUGAAUUUCCCAACUAAGUUUUGGUUUCGGAAUUCUCCAACCUUUUUCUACAUGCUUUUAUAAAUAGAAAUAGCUUCAUUUUAUUGUAUUGCAAGAAUAUUUUUAUCUAUUUAAGUACUAUAAAUGCAUUAACGUUUUAAGUUUAAGGUUUUGAAUAAUUUAUAAUCUGAACUAUUUAUUAUUUAACAUCUUUUAUCUAAAGAUGUACUUAUUAAAUAUUUUUAAGAAUUCUAAACGUAAUUAUUAAGACUUGUUAUUUUAUCUGUAUGUGCUAAUAUUGAAACUAAUAUUUUUUCCUUUUCAACAUCUAUUAUUUUUAUUAAGUUACCUAUUCCUGCAGCAAGCUUAUUUACAGAUACGUUUUGUAUACAAGAUAUUUAUUCAACAGUGUUACAAGCUUAAACUUUGAAAAGCGAUUUUCUAUGUUUCAAAUCAAAGCUUAAAGGUAUUUAAUUAAUUGAAGGAAAAUCAAAUUAUAAUUAAAAAAGAGAAUUCUUUAAUGGAAUUCUUAUUUGUUAUUUUAUUAUUAAGGAAAAAUCAGGGAUUUUCAUAUUUUCGACGUUUUGAAUCAUAUGAGGAGUUAAAUUAUGGUCAUAAUCCAGUUUCUUUAAAUGUUAAAAUAUUGUCAUUAAAUUGUUAUUCA
Molecule: messenger RNA, 1115 nt
Organism: Ichthyophthirius multifiliis
Lineage: Eukaryota; Ciliophora; Oligohymenophorea; Hymenostomatida
Exons: 1
Source: RefSeq, a predicted model, not a curated record